CACUGGUGGGCACAGGUGGGUGGCACUGGUGGGUACAGGUGGGUGGGAACAGGUGGGUGGCACUGCUGGGCACAGGUGGGUGGCACUGCUGGGCACAGGUGUGUGACACUGCAGAGUGGCACAGGUGGGUGCACUGCUGGGCACAGGUGGGUGCACUGCUGGGCACAGGUGGGUGAUCUGCUGGGCACAGGUGGGCGGAGUUAGUGGGUGCACUGCUGGGCACAGGUGGGCGGAACUUGUGGGUGGCACUGCUGGGCACCGAUCAUCAGGGCACUGAUCAUCAGUGCCCUGAUGAUCGGCACAGGUGGGUG
Molecule: messenger RNA, 311 nt
Organism: Staurois parvus
Lineage: Eukaryota; Metazoa; Chordata; Amphibia; Anura; Ranidae
Source: the annotation of a GenBank genome assembly